CUCUUUUGUGGACCUAGUUUUUUCUUGUGCUAGCCAAUAGGAUAUCGGCAAUAACAUUAAAACUUAACAUUACUUAUGCCAGCUGGUUAGCAAGCAUAAUAGACAAACACAACUUUAACAUUUAUGCGACUAGUACAAGCCAUGUGAGAAGCUGUAUAUGAAGGUACCAGCAACUUGAUUGCUUGGAAAAGAAGCAAAAACUCGAAUGACACACUAUGUCCUCAUUUUCUAAUUGUCUCUAUGAGCUUUACGAGAAUUUUCUACCGACAUUCCUUGCAGCUUCUAGCGCAACAAACCUGAACUUUACGUUAAUUGAAAAAUUCUUUGACACGCAAUAAACUUAAUCGUUAAUUACAAAAUUACAUUGAGUACUUAAAGAAAACUAUAAAAAAUACCGUGUCUUUAUAAACAUUCUCUUUGAUAUAAUAAGACUGAGAGAUUUGUAAGAGCAUUCCUAGUCCACGUUCAGAAGUACGAGUUGAACUCGCUACGACUUUACGACUGAUCAAACAUUCAUUCCGCGAAUCCGUUAUAAACGACAUCUUCGGAAUGCGUCUUACAUAGCUGGCUUACGACCGCUAGAUAAAAUAUGCGGUGUAAUAAAGCCGUCGAUGGUUAAGCAACUGGGCUAUACAGUUUUGUGCUGCGGUCGGUAAGGAUAUCGUGGUGAGGGUUAGUUCUCAACUUUCGUAAAGAGUUCAACGCGCGCUUGCUAUCUGUGUCUACAAUAUAAUCUAAGGCGGGUAAAUAACUUGAUAUUGAUACAUUACACUAUAAAUAGUGUAAAUUAAUGUCCACUGUCCGCUUAUGAUGUGUGCGCAAGCAUUAGUAAGUCUGUGUCAUAAUGACAUCUUCGAAUUUGUAUCGUGAUUUGGCGGUUUAGGUGACUAUGUGUGAGUGAUGAAUUGUAAAAUAUUCGAUGAUAGAUAUUAUUUACGCUUCUUACUUAAAACUAUAUUGAAUACUCUACAAUCUUAGUGCUUAGCUCAAACUUUAUGGAAAGGGCAUAAAGCAAAAAAAAGAUUGUUACUAAGAAAAAACAAAUGGAUCAAAUAAAAAUUUUAUAUUUCAGUGCUAGAACGAUACAAAAUUUAAAUUCAGAACUACAAACAAACGUUCGUUAAGGCGCGCUUAAUAAGAGUACCUCGGGAUUCGAUAUUACUUGGUUGCCUAGUUACACGUUAGGCAACGGUAACGAUUAUAGUGCCACUCGAACCUGCAAGAUUAGUCACUGGCCGACUUAAACUAGACUCUAGGGAUGGCACGUGCAAAGCUUUAUUUAUCAUAUUAAUAUUACAGAUAAUACCAGCCUAUAGCCGCAAGGCAUUUUCCAUAAAAGUUUCAGUAUAAGUUUACGACUCCGACAUUUAUAGAAACCCUAAGGAUAAUCUUAAUUCAUUUUCAUAUCCACUUAAGAUUUGGAUUUAGUUUUUAUUGUGAACAUAAUUCUGUAAUAGGCUUUCUUAUAUCAGAACCGAGGGGAGCAGAAUAUUAAACUUAUAAAAAAUCCAACACAUCAGAGACUUUAAUUACCAAAACUAACCGAAAAUGGUGCAUGAUACGUCGAAAAGCUACAUUUCGUCCGUCCGUCAGUACAAUUUGUUCGUAUCUGUACUAGGUGAGCACAAUGCGUUAUUAAAAACUUUUGUUACGUGGUUUUUUUCUACGGCGUGUCGAGUGCGACGCAUACCUGCGUCCUUCUCGACGUUUACCUGUGCUCGUGAGAGGGCAGGCGUAGACCCUCGCGGGUUUAGACGCGGCCCACGAAAAGGUGCCGAGCCGCUGAACUUGCCGGUCGUGUUGUUGCUGUAUCGCUUAAUAAAAGUUUUAAGCAUUUUGUGAUAUUACGUGAACUUGUGUGAAGUUUUAAAUAUUUUGUGACUUUUCGCCGUCGUAAUUGUUCUCGCUUACGGUCACGCGCUAUGCUAGUGACACGGAUUUAACAAAAAUAAUUAAUAAUCAGACUUUAAUGUAAAUCAGUGUAAACGCGUAAAUAUCAAACGAUCAAUCAAAAUAUCAUAGAGCCAAAGUAUUUCCCGCCCAAACGCGAGCCUCCGUACCAGUUCUAUGGAGGCUUGAGUCUGUGGGUGCGCCCGCGCAACGCGAGGCUCCACAAACCGGGCGGGCCAGUACACGAUGGAAGUUAGUGCCGGCCGGUCGUGUGCGUAGCUCCGCGAGUGAUGUCGCAGCAUGGUCGCUGCGCGUGCCUUGUUGUGGUACCUUUGCCUCGUCGCAGUCGGGAGCGCGGCCGCCUCCCGCGGCCACGGACAUCGACAACACCACGUCCCCGCACGACACAAGCAUUCGGAAUUCGUUAAAGGAAAGAUAUGCAUCGGAACAAAUGGACGGAUGUCGGUGCCUUCAAAUCGAGACACCCACUACCGGAAUCUUCGUGAUAGAUUUACAAACUGCACAUACGUCGACGGAAACCUGGAACUGACAUGGCUAAAGAACGAAACUAUGGAUCUUUCUUUUCUGAAGUAUAUCAGAGAAGUGACUGGUUAUGUGCUCAUCUCACAUGUGAACGUGCGACAUAUAGUUUUACCACAACUGCAGAUUAUACGUGGCAGGACGUUAUUUAAACUUAAUGUACGAGAAGAAGAAUUUGCUCUUAUGGUCACCAUGUCGUCAGCCUUCACCCUGGAACUACCAGCGCUGCGUGAUGUACUCCGGGGAAGCGUCGGGAUCUACAACAAUUACAAUCUUUGUCACGUGAAAACUAUAAACUGGGAUGAAAUAAUAACUGGGGUUAAUGCGACGUAUGUUUACGUGUAUGACUUCGCAGCUGCAGAACGAGACUGUCCACGCUGUGAUCCGAGCUGUGAAGCCGGUUGCUGGGGCGAAGGCCCUGAGAAUUGCCAGAAAUUUUCAAAGACGAUAUGCAGUCCUCAAUGUGCACAAGGUCGGUGUUUCGGUCGCAAUCCAAGGGACUGCUGCAAUGCGUUCUGCGCUGGUGGUUGCACGGGACCUCUACCAAGUCAGUGCCUCGCUUGUCGAAAUUUUUACGAUGAAGGAACGUGCUCCCAGGAGUGCCCGUCAAUGCAGAAAUAUAACCCAACCACUUAUUCAUGGGAGCCGAAUCCUAACGGAAAGUAUGCAUACGGUGCAACUUGCGUUCGCAACUGUCCUGAACAUUUGUUGAAAGAUAACGGAGCUUGUGUGAGAAGUUGUCCUCCAAAUAAGACUGCCGUAAACGGAGAAUGUAUACCGUGUAAUGUAACCUGUCCUAAAACCUGUCAUGCAGAGAAACCAAUCCAUUCUGGGAAUAUUGACAGUUUCAAAGAUUGCACCAUUAUCGAUGGAUCAAUACAAAUUCUGGAAAUGACGUUCACCGGCUUUCAGCACGUGAAUCCAGACUACUCUUUUGGUGAACGCUAUGCAAAGAUGGAACCUCAUAAGUUAGAGGUGUUCAGUACGGUGCGGGAGGUGACCGGCUACUUGAACGUUCAGGCGCACCAUCCGAACUUCACCAGUCUCUCUUACUUCCGGAAUUUGGAAGUGAUAGGAGGACGCCAAGUGGUAGAAAACCUCUUCGCUUCCCUAUAUAUCGUCAAGACAUCGCUGAAAUCUUUAGGAUUGAAAUCUUUAAAACGGGUGAAUUCCGGAGCGAUAGCGAUAAUGGAGAACAAAUAUUUAUGCUUCGCAGACAAAAUUGCUUGGCAUAAACUGGUGAAGUCAAAGGAUCACAAGCAAAUCAUACAAAACAACGGCAACCCAAAGACAUGCGAAAAAGAGAACAUGGUGUGUGAUCCACAAUGCUCGGCGGACGGUUGCUGGGGUCCAGGACCGGAUCAAUGUCUCUCGUGUAAAAACUACAAGUUCGGCGAAGUGUGCCUCCAGAAUUGCAGUGUUUUCCCAGGGAUGUACAAAGACGGGCCGAAGAGCUGUGAGAAAUGUCAUCCAGAAUGCAAGGACGGGUGUGACGGCCCGACACGCGCUAACUGUACGAGCUGUAAACACGUGCAAGAUGGACCAUAUUGUGUCAGCAAAUGCCCUGAUAAACGGUACACUGCGGAUAACGCCACCUGCCAGCCAUGCCAUAAGAACUGCCUCACUGGAUGUACUGGACCUGAAAACACUGUCGGAGAAGGCGCUUGCAAUUCCUGCAGAAAAGCUAUCAUCAGCGUCGAAGCAACAGUUGAAAGCUGUCUUAGUGAAAACGAGCCUUGUCCCGAUGGAUAUUAUAACGAAUGGGUUGGCAACGUGAAACCCCUCGAAGGAAAAGUAAAAGUCGUUUGCCGAAAAUGCCAUCCCAGGUGCAAGAAAUGUGUAGGCUUUGGAAUACAUACCCAGGUUUGCCUGCAAUGUAACGGAUACAAAAGAGGCGACCAGUGCGAAGACGAAUGUCCCGCAGAUGACUACACAGACGAAGUGAACAAAACUUGCACACCCUGUCAUGCAGAAUGUAAAGGCUGUGUCGGUUCGUCCUCUACAGACUGCGUGAAAUGUAAAAAUCUGAAAAUAUAUCUAGGCAACCCUGAUGACCUUCAGAACCAUUCCUCAUUUAAUUGUACGGAUACUUGCCCAGCACAUAUGCCACACAAAAUAUACUUUGAUGAACAGUUGCAGAAUCCCAUCGAUGAGCCAUAUUGCUCAACCCAUACCAAUGGAAACCCCAACAUGGUAACUGCAAAAAUACCAACCGUUUUAGUCAUAAUUCUUGUCAUCGCUUUUAUAUUGCUAGUGAUACUUGGAAUAAUUGGGUACACUUGCAGACAGAAAGCCAAAGCUAACAAAGAAGCAGUCAAAAUGACAAUGGUUCUUACUGGUUGUGAAGACAAUGAGCCUUUACGCCCCACAAACGUGAAGCCAAACUUAGCCAAAUUGAGAAUUGUAAAGGAAGUUGAGUUACGCAGAGGAGGAAUGCUCGGCUUUGGCGCAUUUGGUAAAGUAUACAAAGGCGUCUGGGUGCCAGAAGGGGAAAAUGUAAAGAUACCGGUUGCCAUCAAGGUUCUGAAAGAUGGGACGGGAGCUAACACCAGUAAGGAGUUCUUGGAGGAAGCGUACAUAAUGGCUAGCGUAGAACAUCCUAACUUGCUCCAGUUAUUGGCUGUGUGUAUGACUAACCAGAUGAUGCUGAUCACGCAACUGAUGCCCUUAGGAUGUUUGCUUGACUACGUCAGAACCCACAAAGAAAAAAUAGGAUCCAAGGCUUUCUUGAAUUGGUGUACUCAAAUAGCACGUGGAAUGGCUUAUUUGGAAGAAAAACGGCUGGUGCAUAGAGACUUAGCAGCCAGAAAUGUUCUAGUUCAAACACCUAACUGUGUUAAAAUUACUGACUUUGGGUUGGCUAAAUUACUAGAAGUCAACACCGACGAAUACAAAGCUGCUGGUGGCAAGAUGCCAAUCAAAUGGUUGGCAUUGGAGUGCAUACAACACAGGAUUUUUACUCACAAAAGUGAUGUCUGGGCAUUUGGUGUUACCAUCUGGGAAUUGUUGAGCUAUGGGGCACGACCAUACGAGACAAUAUCUGCGCGGAAUGUUCCAGAGCUCAUUGAAAAUGGUCUCAAACUGCCGCAACCCAGCAUCUGUACUCUUGACAUCUACUGUAUUAUGGUAUCGUGCUGGAUGCUCGACGCUGACAGCAGACCGACAUUCAAGCAACUGGCUGAUACGUUCUCUGAGAUGGCUCGGGAUCCUGGCCGAUAUUUGGUCAUUCCUGGUGAUAAAUUUAUGCGAUUGCCAUCCUACUCAACGCAGGAUGAAAAGGAAAUGAUAAGGAACCUGUCAUCAGCGAUGGAGGGUCCAGAGUCACUAGUUGAAGCAGACGAAUAUCUGCAGCCGAAAUUCAAGUCUGGGCCGAGCACUAACACUACCAUCUCGGUCAUCGAGGUCCACCAGAACUCGAUGAAGCAGUGUCCUUCACCGUCGUGGCCGCCUGGAGUGCCUGACAGUGACUGCGGUACAAUGGACGGUGCUGGCAAGCCGGAAGCGUGGAAUCAUGAACUUCUAAGAUACAACCAUCAAGCAAGUCCUUGCAGCGAGUCAACAGACUUACGUCACUACUACAACAAUGGCGUCUAUGGCUCAGAAAGCUCGAGGUAUUGCAGUGACCCAAUGAAGGGACGACCAGACGUGGCUGAAACGAAUUUCGAUAACAUGUCGAAAACAAAGGAAGCGCAAGUUGGCAACUUAAAAUUGAACCUACCGCUGGACGAAGACGACUACUUGAUGCCUUCGCAACAACACACUCAAAACGCUUCCACUUACAUGGACUUAAUAGGUGAAGGCGGUGAGAAUCAAGAUGUGAAAGACUUACGAUUUUGUAGUUUUGUGGGAAAGAGGUGCGUUGAUAAUCCUGAGUAUUUAAUGUCUGAGGAGAGCGCUUUACCGCAAACGCUGGGCAUUCCAACGGAGCCGGUUCCGAUGGAGUCGCUGUGUAUGAGCGAGGGCAGCGGCAGCGAGUCGACGCCCAGGCCGAGCACCAGCAAGUACCUACCGCAGCGGUCGGUGGAGGAGGAGUCCAUGUCCGACCACGAGUACUACAACGACCUGCAGCGCGAGCUCCAGCCGCUUCGCCGGAACGAGACCACUGUGUGAAGCACCACAUCAA
Molecule: messenger RNA, 6553 nt
Organism: Trichoplusia ni (cabbage looper)
Lineage: Eukaryota; Metazoa; Arthropoda; Insecta; Lepidoptera; Noctuidae
Gene: Egfr
Product: epidermal growth factor receptor
Exons: 5
Coding region: 2191-6540 (1449 amino acids)
Biological process (GO): protein phosphorylation; multicellular organism development; positive regulation of kinase activity
Cellular component (GO): signaling receptor complex; basal plasma membrane
Molecular function (GO): transmembrane receptor protein tyrosine kinase activity; ATP binding
Source: RefSeq, a predicted model, not a curated record